AUGGGUUUCAAUGAAACUGUCAUAUGAUGACAAUAUUACAAAUAGAAAUUUGCAAUAAUUCAUAAAUUAUUUAAAUGUUAAACUUCGCUUUUCUGCUGUACUCUCCUUAGUUAAACUGGCUACAUUAAUGCACACAACAAACUUAACGUUACAUAACCACAAUUAUAUACGACCGUGCGUAUAACAAAAACAUUAAAGACCGUUCACAUGUUUUUAAUUAAUUAUAUAAUAUAUAUAUAUAAAGUUAUUUUAAUCGUAUAUUAUAAACGUAAUAUUUUAUGCGCAAUCAGUUAAUCAAUUCUACGAUACUUGUCAUAAUGCAAAUGAAUAAAACACACUGUAUAAAGAAAUGCCCUGUUUACGUUGCACUUAGGACAAGUUAGUUUCGACAGCCAUUUUAUAAAAAAAUUCUUUGUAACUGGAUUAACUGGUUUGUUCGAAUAGAGACUUGAAUAUAAAAAAUGAAAUAUAUUAAAUAUUUCCUUAUAUAAAGAAAGUUAAAUUAAAAGAAAUAAAAUAUAACCUACAACAGCCAAAACCAAUAGUAUGAAAAAUGAAGUAUUUGGAUUAUCUUAUUUUAACCGUGAUACAAAUGAUGCAACUGUAUUAAUGAAGAGACUUUUUUCAUGUCGUUUAAUCAAUCGUAAUAACAAAUUUUUUAUUUAGGUUAUGUUUUAUUCUUUAGUUUCUUAACAAAGAUCUCUCAGACUGCUUAUUAGUUUGUUAUGUAAAAUAUUGUUUGCAGUAAUAUAUAUCCGAAUUUAAUGAAAAUAAUAAACGUGAAAUUAUCAAAAUGUUGUUAAAAAAAGUAAAUAAUUUACUACAAAUUUUUGGGUCUGGUCAGAAAGUAUGCAGUAGGUACCUAAAUUUUAUACCUGUAGUCGUAGAACAGAGUGGAAGAGGAGAACGUGCAUAUGAUAUUUACUCACGUCUCUUAAAAGAAAGGAUUAUUUGUUUAAUGGGCCCGAUUACAGAUAAUGUGUCCUCUGUAGUGAUAGCUCAACUCUUAUUUCUUCAAUCAGAAAAUAGUAAAAAUCCAAUUCAUAUGUAUAUUAAUUCACCUGGUGGAAGUGUAACAGCUGGGCUUGCUGCAGGAACAAAGGGUAUGCGUCAUUCAUUGCCUAAUGCAAGAAUUAUGACACAUCAGCCAUCAGGAGGUGUGUCUGGCCAAGCUACUGAUAUACAAAUACAAGCCCUAGAAAUAUUGAAGCUUAAAAAGCAAAUCAAUCAUUUAUAUGUCAAGCAUACAGGCUUAGACCUGGAAAAAAUAGAACGUUGUAUGGAAAGAGAUAAUUUCAUGAGUCCUACUGAGGCAAAGGAAUUUGGAAUUAUAGACAAGGUAUUAUCUCAUCCAAUGCAAGAAGAAGAAGCAGAAGCCGAAAGCACAAAAUUAUCCUUGAAAGAAGCUGUCACUGAAGUUACUAAUCAACCUUGAUAUUAGGGUUAAACAACACAUGUGCUUAAAAUUAUGAGAUUUUAUUAAAACAUGUAUUUAUCGAUAUCUAAAAAUAGUAAUAAAAUAUUUUUAAAACAAUUUA
Bombus huntii is the source of this 1538-nucleotide messenger RNA. RefSeq names its product ATP-dependent Clp protease proteolytic subunit (gene ClpP). The coding region runs from base 794 to 1435 and encodes 213 amino acids. The transcript has 5 exons. Gene Ontology annotation, molecular function: ATP-dependent peptidase activity; ATPase binding; serine-type endopeptidase activity. NCBI's taxonomy places the organism in Eukaryota, Metazoa, Arthropoda, Insecta, Hymenoptera, Apidae. Gene Ontology annotation, cellular component: endopeptidase Clp complex. The record is from RefSeq and is a predicted model, not a curated record. Gene Ontology annotation, biological process: protein quality control for misfolded or incompletely synthesized proteins.